This is a messenger RNA of Suncus etruscus (white-toothed pygmy shrew), 461 nucleotides long. It is a transcript of the gene UBL5, whose product is annotated as ubiquitin like 5. The transcript is spliced from 5 exons. NCBI's taxonomy places the organism in Eukaryota, Metazoa, Chordata, Mammalia, Eulipotyphla, Soricidae. Gene Ontology annotation, biological process: protein modification process; mRNA splicing, via spliceosome. Gene Ontology annotation, molecular function: protein binding; protein tag activity. Gene Ontology annotation, cellular component: nucleus; cytoplasm. The record is from RefSeq and is a predicted model, not a curated record. Bases 117 to 338 code for a protein of 73 amino acids.
CCUUAGACGUCUUUAACCCAGGCUCUGCGCUCCGACUCCCAAGUGUGUUUUCUGCAGGUUUCAGCCAGCCCCCCGCGUCGGUGCUUCGUCCCCCGCCGCCUGCGACUGCGGACAGGAUGAUCGAGGUGGUUUGCAACGACCGUCUGGGCAAGAAAGUCCGUGUCAAAUGCAACACGGAUGACACCAUCGGGGACCUGAAGAAGCUGAUCGCGGCCCAGACUGGCACCCGUUGGAAUAAGAUCGUAUUGAAGAAAUGGUACACGAUUUUUAAGGACCAUGUAUCUCUGGGGGACUAUGAAAUCCACGAUGGGAUGAACUUGGAGCUUUAUUAUCAAUAAAAGCAGAAUUUUAUUUUCCACUGGCCCAGCCCUUUCUUCCCACCCUCCCACCCAUUCUUCCCCACCCCCCUGCUGGUAUGGCCGCCUGUUUUUAAAAAAUAAAAUACAAUCCAUGGUAAGAAA